AUGGCCGGACAACAGAUCCCAGAAACAUUCAUGCUGAGCGCUGAGGCUCAGAACAACCUUCCACAGGAUGCUCAGGUAGCCCUGCAGCAAGUUGAUAAUCUCAAAUACUUUCUUCUUUCGGCACCAGUUGACUGGACCAACGAUCAAUACAUUAGACGAUUUCUCCUCCCGACCGGCGAGUACGUUUCGUGCGUGCUCUGGAACAACCUUUUUCACAUCUCCGGCACAGACAUCGUAAGAUGUCUGUCAUUCCGUUUCCAAGCCUUUGGGCGGCCCGUGAAGAACUCCAAGAAGUUUGAGGAGGGCAUCUUCUCGGACCUGCGCAACCUCAAGUCCGGGACGGACGCCACGCUUGAGGAGCCCAAGAGCGCAUUUCUCGAUUUCCUCUACAAGAACAACUGCAUCCGGACACAGAAGAAGCAGAAGGUUUUCUACUGGUACAGCGUCCCCCACGAUAGGCUCUUCCUGGACGCCCUCGAGCGGGACCUAAAGAGGGAGAAGAUGGGCCAGGAAGCCACGACGGCCGCCGUUAGCGAGCCAGCCCUCUCUUUCCAGUUCGAUUCGUCGCAGUCGCUGUACGAGCAACUCACGAAAGCCCAGCAGGCGAACUCGUCGUCCUUCAACCCACAACCUGUCUCUUUCUCUCAGCAACAGAGCACCUCUCCGGUGAUGGCGCCGAUUGACUCGAUGCCCCCUCCGCAGAUGAUGCACCAGCAGAUGCCCCAGCAGAUGCCCCAGCCGAUGCCUCAACAAAUGCCUCAGCAGAUGCCCCAGUCAAUGCCCCCAAUGCCUCAGACGAUGGCUCCGAUGGCGGACGGAAUGGAAGCGAUGGCUCCCUAUGGAGCGAUGUCAAUGACGCCCAGUGUGCCCACACCUCAACCAGCGAUCAAGCGGGAACCCGAGUACUCGCACCCCCGCAUUCAGUACAACCAGAACGGUGUCCCAAUGGCGCAAACGCACCAACGGCACACGUCGAUGCCCGCGUUCGGCCUGGAGUACUCGCCCGCCCCGUCGUUCGUGUCGUCCCACUACGAGGAUUACAGCCAUAGGGUCUCCUACGAGCCAUUGACACCCCCGCAACAAGCACUCGCCAUUGGUGGCGAGCCUGCAUACAUCGCCAACGAGGAGACGGGCCUGUACAGCGCUAUCCCGGACCACCUGAACCCUGUCGGUGCCCUGAAUGGCAUGCUCCACCUCCCGCCGUCAAACUUGACAGGUCCUUCGUUCCCGCGAAGCUAUGGUUCGAACAAUGUGUACUCGUCCGUCAUUGAGGGCUCGCCUACGUAUAAGCAACGGAGGCGGCGCUCAUCCAUCCCUCCUUCGCUCUCGGCCACCACUGCGGCCAUUGCGGCGGCAACCCAGGGCAGCCACCGCCCCUCCGACCUCAGGAGAUCAGUGUCCGCCUCUGUCGGCCCUGUUGCCGAAGGUGAAGAGUCUGGAGACACUUCCCCCCCCGGGUCUGACAUACAGCGCCUCCGGCCAAUGAUGCAUGGUGGCCCCAACGUGGUACGCAGAGCCCGGUCCGCAACCGUCAUGGAACUUGGCCCCUAUCCCCAAAAGUCCCACACCUGCCCCAUCCCCUCCUGCGGUCGCCUCUUCAAGAGAUUGGAGCACCUGAAGCGACACAAGCGCACCCAUGAUCGCAAUGACGGUGCUGAGGGCAACUUCAACUCGGGUGAAGAAGAGGAGCAAUACUCGGGUGAGGACCAGCUGUCCUCGAUCGACGACGCCUCGCCGACCUCCGAGGGCGGCUAUGUUGCCGGGUCGCUCGAUGCGGCCGUCAACAGCAACAACGGUCCUUCACCUCACCGCGAACCAUCAACCAACCAAAGCCACACGCAAACGCAAACGUUUAACAGCCUCCAAACGCUUAGCAUGCCCAUGACCAUGAGCCAACCGCACGCCAUUAAUACGGGCGCUGUCCUGAUAGGGUGGCUGGUGCUCAAGACAAAACUUUCAACAAUGCUUAUAAAAGAUGUCUGA
Molecule: messenger RNA, 1983 nt
Organism: Chaetomium globosum CBS 148.51
Lineage: Eukaryota; Fungi; Ascomycota; Sordariomycetes; Sordariales; Chaetomiaceae
Exons: 6
Coding region: 1-1983 (660 amino acids)
Biological process (GO): sexual reproduction; regulation of DNA-templated transcription
Cellular component (GO): Tec1p-Ste12p-Dig1p complex; Ste12p-Dig1p-Dig2p complex; nucleus
Molecular function (GO): DNA-binding transcription factor activity
Source: RefSeq, a predicted model, not a curated record